Dothidotthia symphoricarpi CBS 119687 is the source of this 1680-nucleotide messenger RNA. RefSeq lists its product as uncharacterized. The transcript has a single exon. The record is from RefSeq and is a predicted model, not a curated record. Lineage: Eukaryota; Fungi; Ascomycota; Dothideomycetes; Pleosporales; Dothidotthiaceae. The coding region runs from base 1 to 1680 and encodes 559 amino acids.
AUGUCUUAUCAUCACAACAAGCUCAACAUGGUCGGCCUCGACGACGACAGUGAUUACGACUACAAGCCAGCCACCAAGUCAAGCAGAAAAGGUGUCCGCAACACGCCCAAAUCCAUGACUUCGUCCACAGCAGUCCAGAAGCCCACAAGCAUUUCCAAUGGCUUAAAGCGGAAGCGGGGAAGUAAAAACAACACGCCGACAAAACCCACGAAACCCACCAAGCGAUCCAACAUCGCCGUCAACAAGAGCCUUGUUCCGCACAGCAUCAACUUUGGCAAUACCUCCGAGGAUGUCAUGAAUGCUGGGGCCCAGUUCAUGACUCCUUUCGGCAACAACCUCAAUCAGUUCAACUUCAACGAUGGUUACUUCAAUGGAGAUGGCAUCGCCGGCUUCACCAACACUCCUGCCAACAAUCAUAGCAACAUGCUUAUCAACGACUUCUCUGGUGGUUUUGGUGUGGGAACAGCCAUAGGCGCCGCCAUGAACAACGACAUUGACGCUAUCAUAAACAACUCCCCGAGCACCCGUACGAACAAUACCACGGCCACUUAUAUGGAUACCGGCCUGGGCAGCAGCAUGUAUGGUCACCAUGGCUUUGACUUUGGGUAUGGUGCAUUUCCCGCCGACUUCGGUAUUGGUGGUCUUGACUUCAAUUCUCACACCAUCGACGACGGCCAUGGUCUAAGCACUAUUGAUCCCAACCAACUCAACGUCUUUGAGAGUUCUCAGGAGCAUCACGCUAAAGAGGAUGGUGCCCACGAUGCGCUUGAGGAUGACCAGAUGUCUUUUGAUGGUGAUACCAACCCUCUAAUCAAGGAAGAGCAGGCUAGUCGCGACAAUGUUGUGAGUUCCUCCCCCGCCUUUGACAGCGAGUACGAGGGUAGCGACUCUGAUCGCGAGCGUCCGUCCAAGACCCCAAAGAUCAACAAGGACGGCGCACCUCGCAAGCCACGUCAACCACGUCCGAAGCUUCUCAAGUGGAAGGACGAUGACUGGAAGAACGUAGCUCUCGGUAUUGUCUGGGCCUGUGGCGAGAACAGGAUCCCGAUUCCUUUCGAUCAAGCUGCUCAAAUCGUCAGUGAUCAGUGCACCGCAGGCGCACUGCAGCAGGCACUUCUCAAGCUGCGUGGCAAGCAGAUCGCCGAGGGCUACCAGAUUCCGCCGUUGAAGAUGGCGUGGACACGCAAGAACAAGACUUCCGCAUUGUCCAAUGCUGACUUCAAGAAGGCUCAAGAUGACACUACCACUCGAAGCUUCUUGUCUAGGAGGACGUCGACACUGAUGCGAGGUACGCAAUCCCUCAUUGUCGUCCUCAAGCGCCCCUACAAGGAGGCUGAUCGUGUUCAUCUAAUAGCUCCCUUCAGAUGGGUAGAGCGCGUGGUGCAGAUGAUCUCGCCUGGCCGUGCCGCUGACGAUUGGGAGAUUGUAAACGCUGAGCAGGAGGCCUUGGCGAUGUAUCCUCCCAGGCCGACCACACCAUCCAACAGCACCAUCGCCGAAGGCCAUGUGGCUGCCAGCCUCAACUCUGCUGGGAUGCCACAAGGCAACGGCUCGAUCGCCUUCUCCAACGGCGCCGGUGACAUGUCGCGGGUGAGUUGGGAGCACCUCCGCCAGCUCGAGGGUGACGACGUCAUGGCCGCGUCCCUUGAGGACUUCAUCUACGACGAUAUCUUCCUUUGA